GUCAAACGUCAAUCAACCAAUAACAAUCAACAAAUUUACAAAUUCUAUUCUAUACCUAUCUCAUUAAAAAUAUAAUAAUUGUAAUUUGAUGUACUUAUGUAUUGAUAAAAUGACAAUAUAAAGAAAUAUACUAUAAUUGUGAAAACAAGAUUUUUCAAAAUCAAGUUAUUAGUUAAGUUAUAAUAAUUAAAAUAUUUCUUAUAAAAAAUCAUGGAUUUUAGUUCAUGCAAUCCCGCAUCCACCAAUUCAUUAAAUAUCGCUGCUAGAAAGAACGAUGUUCAAACUGUAAAACGGUUACUUGGGAAGAUAAAUCCGAAUUGUGUUGAUAAUAGAGGAUGGACUUGUCUUCAUGAAGCAGCUGCUAGUGAUAGUUACGAAAGUUUAGAGUUAAUUUUAAAGCAUCCAGAUACACGUCCGCUAGCUGAAACACACGAAGGGCACACUGCUCUCUAUCUGGCAUGUCGUCAUCGUAGUUCUAUUAAAGUAAUCAAAGCUCUGCUUGAUCAUUUGCCUGACAUGGUUAAUUAUGGUAGUACGGAAAAUGUAACUCCUCUCCAUAUUUGUUGCGCCCAAGGUAGGAUCGAAAUUGUCCAGCUUCUAAUUGAAUAUAAUGCAAUGUUAGAUGUACAAGAUUUUGAUGGUGAUACUCCACUGCAUGAUGCGGCUUUAGGCACUGAACAUGAAGCUGUUGCAGUAUUACUACAUGCUGGAGCUGAUCCAGAAAUCAGAAAUGAUGCUAAUUACACUCCAUUCCAUCUGGCAUGUUAUAAGGGCUGUUUCCAAACUAUAAAAAAUUUAUUACCAUUUGUAACUGACAUAAAUCAAAUAACAGUUCAUGGUGAUACUCCUUUAAUUUUUGCUACACAAGGAUUUAAUGAUGAAGUAAUAUCAUUUUUAUUGGAACAAGGUGCAGAUCCUAAUAUCAAAAAUGUGGAUGGAGAACUUGCCUUAACUCAAGCUUUAAAUUUGGGAUACACCAGUAUAUUCAAGAUUUUAUUAGAAGUUACUGAUAUAGAUGUUAUUGAUUAUAAUAUUAUAUUAAGAGCCUGUAAACCUCAUUACUUUAAAUUAGAAAUAUUGGAGAGCCUCCUGAAACACAAUCUAGGUCCAGAAUUCUUUAAUAUUUCUGACCAGUUUCUUGUGACUUUAGAAAAAAUUGGAAAUUUGAGACCUACUUAUGCUGUAAAUGCGCCAUUGAAUUCUUACUUGAAUAUUUGUGAGUAUAUUUUUAAGAACUCUCCAGAGAAGUUUGAAGAAUUCUUUCAUUUAUUUUUGAAGAGAGGGCUUUUGGUUGAUGCAUACAAUAUACAUGAAUGUCCACCCUUGGUUUACAUACAUUAUUGCAUGCAUUCAGCUUGCUUUGAAGAUGUUUUUAGGCUAUUCAGGCAGUAUGGUUGUAAUGUUGACUAUUGCAGUGCUGCAAAGUGUAUUGAUAAAGAGAAGUGUGUGCCUGAUGCAUUUAUUGCCUCUUUGACAUCAGACCCAAAUACAUUACCAAUAAUGUUACCGCACAGUUUAUAUUGUGAACCCGCAUAUUUAUUAACAUUUGCACAUGAAAGUGGUGUUUUGGGGAGAAUACCACAAAGUGUGCAGAAUCAUCUACUGGCAAUGAUUGGUAUUUUGAGUGAAGGAGCAACAUCAGAAACUUUGCCAUUUAUAGUUCUACCUUUAAAACAUUUAUGCAGGGUAAAAAUCAGAUCAUGUUUAAGGAAAAGUAAAACUGUCUUCACCACAGAAAAGUUCUUUGAUGUUUUAAAUAAAAUUGAAUUACCUCAAUUAAUAAAGAACUAUUUGCGAUGUGCUUGAAUGUAUAUUAUUUCAAAGAAAAUUAAGUGUGAACACUUAUUUAACUCAUAGUAUGUGAUUUAGGGCUGGUUUUCAAUAAUUGGUUAAAACUUAUUCAUCGAAUAACAUAUGAAACUAUCAUUUCAAAAAUGUGUUCUAAUUGUCCGUAUAAGGCAGUUUACAGGUGACAUUUUAAAAU
Molecule: messenger RNA, 1984 nt
Organism: Colias croceus (clouded yellow)
Lineage: Eukaryota; Metazoa; Arthropoda; Insecta; Lepidoptera; Pieridae
Product: ankyrin repeat and SOCS box protein 3-like
Exons: 3
Coding region: 211-1806 (531 amino acids)
Biological process (GO): intracellular signal transduction
Molecular function (GO): protein binding
Source: RefSeq, a predicted model, not a curated record